Molecule: messenger RNA, 2409 nt
Organism: Leptinotarsa decemlineata (Colorado potato beetle)
Lineage: Eukaryota; Metazoa; Arthropoda; Insecta; Coleoptera; Chrysomelidae
Gene: Ir25a
Product: Ionotropic receptor 25a
Biological process (GO): monoatomic ion transport
Cellular component (GO): membrane
Molecular function (GO): signaling receptor activity; ligand-gated monoatomic ion channel activity
Source: RefSeq, a predicted model, not a curated record
AUGUGCACAAAAAAAAGUUUAUUAAUUUUUCAGUUUCUCUUAUUUGGAUAUUGCGAAGGACAAACAAUUCAGAAUAUUAAUGUGUUGUUUGUUAAUGAAGAAGGAAAUGAAGUAGCGGAUAAAACUCUGGACGUCGUCAUGACCUAUCUGAAAAAGAACAAUAAACUUGGACUGAGUGUUGAUGUUAGAAGAGUUGUCGGAAAUCGGACUGAAUCAAAUGCAUUUCUAGAAUCGCUAUGUUCCACCUACAACGCAAUGCUAGAGACCCAGACCUACCCUCACUUAGUCCUGGAUACUACUAUGACAGGAUUAGGAUCUGAAACAGUGAAGUCUUUCACCCAAGCUUUGGCCUUGCCGACGAUUAGUGCUUCUUUCGGCCAAGAGGGGGAUUUAAGGCAGUGGCGUAACAUUGAUGAAAAUGAAAAGGACUACUUGAUCCAAAUUUGUCCGCCUGCAGACAUAAUUCCUGAGAUUGUUAGAACACUCGUUCUCAAUCAGAAUAUUACCAAUGCAGCAAUUUUGUUUGAUAAUUCUUUCGUAAUGGACCAUAAAUAUAAGUCUCUAUUGCAAAACGUACCUACACGGCAUAUUAUCACACCCAUUAAAACAGGAAAUCAAGUUGUUGAACAACUCACCCAGCUUCGUAAGUUAGAUUUGGUCAACUAUUUCGUUUUGGCAAGUUUGAAAAAUAUCAAGCGAGUUCUCGAUGCAGCUGAUUCUGUUAAUUUUUUCAACAGGAAAUUUGCCUGGCAUGUCAUAACACAAGAAGACGGGGAAAUGAAAUGUGUUUGUCGCAAUGCAACAAUAAUAUUCGUAAAACCCUCACCAAAUGCUGCUCAUCAAGAUAGGUUGGGGACCCUGCAGAGAACGUAUCAACUGAAUACCAAGCCAAUCAUAUCUUCUGCUUUUUAUUUCGAUCUUACUCUACGUUCCUUCAUUGCCAUCAAGGAAAUGAUAUCUGAUGGUGCUUGGAAAAACAGCGUCACAAAUUAUAUAACAUGUGAUGACUACAAUGGAGACAAUAGUCCAAACAGGGAAGGUCUGAAUUUGAAAAAAUAUUUCAGUAAGGAAAUUUCAGAACCACCAACCUACGGGCCGAUAACUUUAGUUUCAAAUGGCUUGAGUUACAUGGAGUUUCAGAUGCAAUUAACUUCGGUGGGAGUACGAGAAGGAGCUUCAGAUAAAUCUACCGUUCUAGGAACUUGGUCAGCUGGUUUUGACAACAAUUUAACUAUCGCGGACCCACAAGUGAUGGUGAAUCUUACAGCUGAUGUUGUUUAUCGGAUUGUUACAGUUGAGCAAAAACCAUUUAUAUUUAGAGACGAGUCAUCGCCGAAAGGAUUCAGUGGCUACUGCAUAGACCUUAUCGAAAAAAUAGCAGAUAUCCUCCAAUUCGAUUAUGAAAUCACAGCUGUUGAUCAUUUUGGAACGAUGGAUGAAAGUGGAAAAUGGAGUGGUGUAGUGAAGGAGCUUAUGGAAAAGAGAGCUGAUGUCGGUUUGGGUUCCAUGUCAGUGAUGGCGGAAAGGGAAAACGUUAUAGAUUUCACUGUACCUUACUAUGAUCUUGUAGGAAUAACCAUACUAAUGAAACUUCCUGAGACUCCCACUAGUUUGUUCAAAUUCUUGACAGUUUUGGAAACCGACGUGUGGUUAUGUAUAUUGGCAGCGUAUUUCUUUACAAGUUUUCUCAUGUGGAUUUUUGACCGCUGGUCUCCAUACAGCUACCAAAACAAUCGGGAAAAAUACAAAGAUGACGAGGAGAAGAGGGAAUUCAAUCUGAAAGAGUGCUUGUGGUUCUGCAUGACUUCUCUAACUCCUCAAGGCGGAGGCGAAGCUCCCAAAAACUUAUCUGGUCGACUGGUGGCUGCUACUUGGUGGCUGUUUGGAUUCAUCAUCAUUGCAUCUUACACUGCAAAUUUGGCAGCUUUUUUGACAGUUUCUCGACUCGACACCCCGAUUGAGUCCCUGGACGAUCUAUCUAAGCAAUAUAAAAUUCAGUAUGCACCUCUGAAUGGUUCCUCAACACAAACAUACUUCGAAAGAAUGGCGAAUAUCGAAGCAAAGUUCUAUGAAAUAUGGAAGGACAUGAGCCUCAAUGACAGUUUGUCAGAAGUAGAACGCGCCAAACUGGCUGUAUGGGAUUAUCCAGUGAGCGAUAAAUACACGAAGAUGUGGCAGGCGAUGAAAGAAGCUGGCCUUCCAAAUACUAUGGAGGAGGCCUUAGAAAAAGUACGAGCGUCCAAAUCAUCAAGCGAAGGUUUCGCGUUCCUCGGAGAUGCCACAGAUAUAAAAUAUUUAGAGAAAACCAAUUGUGAUCUCACGGUUGUUGGUGAAGAGUUCUCCAGGAAACCUUAUGCCAUCGCUGUGCAGCAAGGGUCUCCUUUGAAGGAUCAGUUCAAUACUGCGUGA